AUGGCGGCUGUCGGAGGAUCCCUCCAGUUCUUUCUCCCCGUUUCGCUCUUGCUUCUAACGUCAGCGCCGUCGCCUCUCGUUCAGGCCGCCGGAGUCGGGAGCUGCCGGGGUGAGCCGGGCCUUAGGACAGGCGAGUCUCGAGACUCUGAAACCUGCGGCUUGACUCUGCAGCUGGAGCACUCCUUUGAGCUGGAUGACAGCAUCCAGUUUAAAAAGCGGGGGACUCUCCUGUGGAACAUGACCCCCGACUCCAGCCUCUCCCUAAGCCAGAAGCAGUUAACUGAGGAGGAGCGCAAUAAACUUAGGGAAGUAGCUACAGAAGGUGGACUCUAUCGGGUGCGGAUCCCACGACGGCCCCUAGGGAGCACAGAGGAGAGUGGAGUUGAAUACGUCACCUCCUUUGUCCGGGCGUGCUCCAUGGUAGAGUCACAUCUAUCCGACAGGCUGACGGUUCAUACGGACGUGGCUGGAAACAUCAUCGGCCUCUCCGUCGUCACCAUCCCGGGGUCCUGCCACGGGGCCGAGGUGGAAGAUGUGGACUUGGAACUGUUCAACACCACCAUCCUCCUCCAGCAGCCCAUCCCUGCAGCUGUACCCGAGACAGCAGCCUUUAUUGAACGUAUGGAGCAGGAGCAGGCGCAGAAAGCCAAGAAUCCCCAGGAACAGAAAUCCUUCUUUGCCAAAUACUGGAUGUACAUAAUCCCGAUCGUCCUCUUCCUGAUGAUGUCUGGCGCGCCUGAUGCAGGGGGGCAGGGAGGGGGGAAUGGGGGCAGUGCCGGAGGAGGGGGGCGAUGAGGGGCGCGUUGUCUC
This is a messenger RNA of Gekko japonicus, 810 nucleotides long. RefSeq names its product ER membrane protein complex subunit 10 (gene EMC10). The transcript is spliced from 7 exons. Bases 1 to 795 code for a protein of 264 amino acids. The record is from RefSeq and is a predicted model, not a curated record. Lineage: Eukaryota; Metazoa; Chordata; Lepidosauria; Squamata; Gekkonidae. Gene Ontology annotation, cellular component: EMC complex.